GAGAGAGGCGGGACCCGCAUGCAGAGAAGUGAGCGCUGGAGCCCAACUCCUGGGGCUGCCGCUUGCAGAGACUUUUGUCCCGCGUUCGGUUUUAGGGAAUGGAUCUAACGCAGCGUUUGGUCUGGGAUGAAGAAGGGGAUCCUGACUAUUCCUCCGAUGGGGCUGGCGACUCUGAGAAGCACCCCAAGCCCGUGGGGCGCUUGCGGCUCCUGAGCAGCAAGUAUGGUCCCGAGAAAGAUUUCUGGAUCUACCCUGGGGAGAAUGUCAUUGGCCGUCUGGAAAGCUGUCAGGUCUGUUUGCCCACCGCAUCAGUUUCCAAAACUCACGCUGUGAUCGAGGUUCCUUCCCACAAGGGACCCCACCUGUUGUAUGACCUGGGAAGCCUGAACCGCACACGCCGGCAGCGCAUGGUGUUAAUCCCACAUGUCCGAUACAGCCUUCAGGAUGGAGACGCUCUGCUCUUUGGGGACGUGGGGUGCCAGUACUUUGUGCUGGUCCCGGAUGGCGCCGAUGAGUCGCUCGAUGAGUCCGCGGAGGUGCCACCUACACAGAAGAUUGUGGACGUUGGUGCUUUGGCCAUUGAGGAGACACCUGCACCGGGGAAGCGGAUGGGCUUUGGAGGAGUCCUGGUGCAGGAUUCCGACAAGGAGGAAGAUGGGGAGGAAUUAGUGAAUGGGGCAGGCAGGAGCCGACAUCUCCCAGCAAGUGAUGGGUCAGAUUCCUCUAUCAAAGAUGGUGCUGGAAGAUGCUCCGCUUUGGGUUCCUCUGUGUUCUUCUCUCCCUCUGCUACUGUCGUGCCUGAAAGUGAUGAAGAGAACGAGGAACCGUCUGGCAGCGAACCGCCUUGUCCAUCCCUGCGCCUGUUCCUUGAGAGCCAGGAUGGUACCCCAAGCCAAGAGGGGCAUCCUGUCCAGCCAAGAAUUACAGGGACAGGAGUGAAGUCCGGAGACUCGGCACUCCCAUCGAAGCCAAACUUCGUCAAUUCCCACCAGGACAGCGAUACAGGCGUGGAGGAUGAGCUGAGAGCGGGCAGCACCCCUGAAACGCCAAAGUCGGGGGGCCUGAGGGAAGGUGGCUGGGACUUAGAGGUGGGCAGCGACACGGAUGAGGAGGAGCCGGCGGUGGGGACUCCAGACGCUAGCUGUUGGAAGAGCCACCAAACGGUGAACAUCGCCACAGAUGUGGAGCGAGGAGAGAGCCCUGGGGUUGUGGGCUUGCAGGCGCACCGACCAGUUGAAAAUGGAGACAGUGACACCGAUGCAGAGGAAGGACUGGAGAAUCCAAUUGCUGCAUCUCCCGGAGGCCUUGAUCCCUGUCCCGUAAAGGAGGGGGUUGUCUGCAAAGGGGCCAAAGGUGUCGCGCAUCCCGGGGGCUGCUGCCAGCCCAAUGAGAAAGGGAGCGGUGACAGAGAUGGGGAAGAGACAGGAGCUAACCCAGAUGUGCAUGGAAGUAGGACCAAGAAGCCUGCUUUCGAGGAGGACAGCGACACAGAUGUGGAAGACCCGUCCCUCGACGUGGAGGAUCCAGCUGGGAUUACAAAGACCCACGAGGCUGCAGGGGACAGCGGUGGCGAUACAGAUGUGGAGAUGGCUGACUUGGCGCUGGAGAAUUCAAACGUUGCUCACAGCCCCCGUCCGUCAAGCUGCAAGCCCGUCGGGAGAAACGCAGGAGAGGUCUCCAUCGAGGAGGCUGCGUUGCCGGGCAACAGUCACCCGGGCAACGGUGUAAGGGAUGGUCCUGAUGCUGUAGGGGAGAGAAAGGAGCCUGAUGCUGAAGCCCAGAGGGGUUGUGAAGCUGCCAGUGGACAGGCCAGCGGUUUAGGUGGGAAGGAGCUCUUGGGGAAACCUGAGAGUCAACACUUGGCUGGUCUCUCUGUUGACAGUGAUACAGAUGUGGAAGAGGAGGAGGAGGCUGGGAAUCCAGAUGUGGGCUCAAACAAGGACCAUGCAGCCACUGGGCUCAGUGAAGGAUGUAUCCCUCUUGAGAAACCAGAUGUUUCUGGUCCUCAGGAGAUCUCCAGAACUGUUGAAGGGGAGGACGUCGACACAGAUGCGGAAGCGACGUCUCCAUCCCACAAGGAAUCUGUGGCUGAAGACAGCGACACGGACGUGGAGGGAGAGGCUGAACCGUUGCCCAGGAAGCCCUCGGAAGAGCAAGACACGCAGCUGGUCGCCGUGAAAUCCUGUCCGAAUGGGAAGAAGUCGACUGGCUCCACGGUGGAAGCAAGCGUCGGCCGUGAACCUAGCAAAGAGGAUGAAGAUACAGAUACAGAAGGAGAGGAGCCCCACCCAGGAGACGACAGCAACACUGAUGAGGAGCCUGACCUGGCUCUCCAGGACACUCAGUGUUUCUUGCCUGUCAAGACCUCCUCUCCUGUGGCUGCAAAGGCGAAAGGUGCCAAUUGUGCUCUCGAAGAGGCGGCUGCAAAGGCAUUUGUCUUUCAGUCCCCCUCUGUGCCAUGCAGACUCCGGGCUGCGAAAGAGAGCAGCUCCUUUCUGAAUGACGACGACUCGGAUGCUUACACGAUGGAAGCCACUCAGCCAUUCUGCCAGGACCCUGGGCGGCUCUUGGAAGACCCCACUCAGGACUUUCUUGGCAAAGAGGAGGAAGAUGCAGAACUAAUCUUGCCGCGUUCGUCCGAGCAGGCAACGCAGAUGGUAGUUUCAGGGUCGGCCUCUAGGGGGCAACAGGCGGCCAGCCUCCCAGGGACCAGCACUCCACAACUGCCCUGUUCUCAGCCUGCAUCGCAGCCAGUGGGGGGCGCUGCUUCCCAGGAGCUCAAGCAGGAAGAGGAAGCCCAGCUGAUCCAUGCAGGGCAGAUUCCUUCUGUUGACAACAGUCAACCCUCAACAUUGGCCGACGAGGUCUCCGGGAGCCCAAAACAGGAGGGUGUGACAGCCCCCGAAGGUGGAAGCAGUGAUGUGAAGUUAGAGGCACAGAACGAGGCAGCUCCUGUUGACAUUCAGUUGGAAGAAAGGAGCUCGGCUCCGGCAGGAGAAGCGAGGAAUUCUGAGCAGGUGCAACAGGAGCCGGCGGCCUCUGCUGUUGUCCCGCGGAGGCGUGGUCUGCGGUCUGCCAGCAGUACUGUUUCCCCAGCUCCUGUUCCAGAACGACCAACCCGUGGCCGUGUGGGAUCUGCUGAUGCGGGCGAGUCCAGGGAACCGGCAGCCCCUGUCGCCAGGCGCCAGGGGCUGCGGCAGCGGAAGAAGCCAACCCAACUUAUGGGAGAACCGGAAGAGGAGCCGGAGCAGUCGGAAGAAGAAGGACCGAGCCCCGGCAAGAAGACCAAGAACAGGGAACCGGCAGCCGCCCCGCGUCAAGGCCGAGCCAGGGGCUCGCAGAGGAAAACGGGGGCCGCCAUCAGGCUUCAGGAAGGGGCGCCAACAGCCAUAGACAGCCCUGGCCCCCGGGAGAGGACAAGGCGAGGGAAACAGGGAACAGCAGUCAAGCCUGCGGAAGAACAGGAGGCCCCGCGCCUGAGGACACGAGCAGCCAGCAGGCGGUCGAGCUGCUCUUCAGUGAGCGUGCCCAGCCCAAAGGAUUCUGGGAAAGAAGCCAAACCUGGGCAGGAGCCAGCGCAGUCCACUCCGUCCUCAGGAAGGAGGUCCCGGAAGCAGAGCACAGAGAGCAAGCCAGCGGGAACAAGAAGCCAGCCCCGGAGGCAAACCCAGGACUCGGGGGUCUUGGGCAGUCCUGUCCCAAAGGUGCUGUUCAUGGCGGGGACCGGCGAAGAAGGGGAGCACAUUGUGACGGAGCUGGGCGGCUCCUUGGCAGAGUCCGUCUUCGACUGCACCCACCUGGUGACGGACCGCAUCCGGCGUACGGUCAAGUUCCUGUGCGCAAUGGCGCGGGGCAUCCCCAUCGUGACCCUCAGCUGGCUGGAGAAGAGCCGGCAGAACUCCUUCUUCCUGGCCCCAAACAGCUUCCUCGUUUCCGACCCCGAGAAGGAGGAAUACUUCCGGUUCAAGCUCUCCGCGUCGCUGCAGAAGGCCCGGCAAGAGGGAGGCGUGCUCCAGGGCUACGAGAUCCACGUUACGCCUAACGUCAACCUGGAGCUGGAGGACAUGAGGAACAUUGUGCAGUGCGGCGGUGGCAAGUUCUUACCCAGAAUGCCUCGAGCCUACAAGGACAAGUGCGUUGUGAUUUCCUGUCCCGAAGACCUGCCCCGCUGCAAAGCAGCUCAGGACGCCAAGCUCCCCAUUGCCAACGCAGAGUUCAUCCUGACAGGUAUAUUGCAGCAGAAGCUGGAUGUGGACGCCCACCGGCUGAACGGGAUGAGCCCCCCCUCCGUUGCCACUCCCCCGACCAGGACGAGGAGGAAGAGAGCGGCUGCGGCACCAGCAACCCCAGCCUUGCCCAGCACAGCCAAGAGGCGGCGUUGAGACCGAAGCCCAGCCCGUUACAUGGCGACGUUGCCUUAAACUUGUAAAUAACUCUUUUGUGUUGUUUUUUUUUACCACUGUCAAUAAAAAAUGGGUAUAAAAAACAAC
Molecule: messenger RNA, 4490 nt
Organism: Podarcis raffonei (Aeolian wall lizard)
Lineage: Eukaryota; Metazoa; Chordata; Lepidosauria; Squamata; Lacertidae
Gene: MDC1
Product: mediator of DNA damage checkpoint 1
Exons: 15
Coding region: 99-4382 (1427 amino acids)
Biological process (GO): positive regulation of transcription initiation by RNA polymerase II
Cellular component (GO): nucleus
Molecular function (GO): protein binding
Source: RefSeq, a predicted model, not a curated record